AUGUGGAUGACAAUGGUGUGGGCAGGUGUCGUUACCAAUGGCUCCAUAGAGCGGAUGACGACCGUUCUGAUAAUUUCAGGUUGGUUGUUCGCGUUGUUUGUUGUGAGAUGCCUGCCCGUGACGACGCUGUGGUCGGAUUUCAUCCUGGCCAGUUUCUGGGGCUGCAUGUUCGCUGUGGCUUCCUCAUACCUUCCCGCCAAUCAUGUGUUCGGGAUGCAGCAAUUGGGUAUGUACACAAUCUGGGUCUGGCUGGGUGGAGUGCACAGCAGUUUUGUCAUGUACUUCACCAUGCUUGCAUGUGCCAGCAUUUACAUGUCUUCGAGCUCCGACAUGCUUACAAAACAUGCGACGAUGAGUUUUGGUUGUAUGAGCUUGUUUUUAGCUACUUGGUUGGAGUGGCAGUCGGUGUCUCAUUUUCACCGUUUGAUGAAGCUCGUGAAGGUUGGCGCAGACGGGCUGUUCACUCUGAACAAGGCCACAGGUAACAUCGUCAGUGCGAGCAAAGAAGCGUCGGAGCUGAUUGGCGAGAGUUUGGCUGGAUCGCCGAUGCACCGCGUGACUCACGACAACGAUCGUGCACGCGUCGGCCAGUGGCUGAAACAAAGUGCCGGCGACCCGUCGGAGGCGUUCUUGGCCACGCUUUGCUUCACGCACACCCUACAGUCCAUGCCCACGAGCGAGUUUGAGGCUCGCAUCAUACCGUACGAUGUCAGCGGGUCCAAUCUGCACGUCUGCUUCCAGCUCGUGGGCGAGGUGAGAAGGACGUACGGCCCGAUGCCCAGAGAUGCGCCAUCCCAGAGCAGCCUCUCUGCAGAAAGGACACUCCAGAGCCUGGAGCAGCCACUGGAGGACGACAGGCCCAGCCUGACGCCACAGAGCCGCGUGGACGACGCGUGCGCCGCGAGAGACCCCCGAGCGGUCGACGACCUCGGCGUGACCCCCAGGACGGAGUCCGACGUCUUCACCCUCUCGGCGGACAGCCCUUCCGAGGCGAAAUCGGCGGCGGGUCCGCAGCAGCCCGCGCCUGCCAGGCAGCAGGCUAGCCCGAGCGCGGGCCCGCCCCGCGCCGCGGGCGAGGCGGCCGGCGUGGACGAGGUUCGCAAGAGGGCGUGGGGCGCGAGGCCGAUCCAGGUCGCAGGCGCCGCCGAGGCGGGCGCCCUGUUGGCGCCCGCGCGCGGCGAACGCGACGAGGAGGACCCCGGGGAGGCUUCGGCGUUCCAGCCGAUAUCGCGCACGCAGCGCCGCAGGAUGUACACCGAGGAGGGCCAAGACAGGGCGCAGCGCUUUCUGGCUCGCCCCGCCCCGGCAGGGCGGUCUGGUGAGCAGCAUUGA
Messenger RNA from Prorocentrum cordatum, 1332 nucleotides. NCBI's taxonomy places the organism in Eukaryota, Dinophyceae, Prorocentrales, Prorocentraceae. The record is from the annotation of a GenBank genome assembly.